Mya arenaria is the source of this 2000-nucleotide messenger RNA. RefSeq names its product xylose isomerase-like. NCBI's taxonomy places the organism in Eukaryota, Metazoa, Mollusca, Bivalvia, Myida, Myidae. The coding region runs from base 381 to 1763 and encodes 460 amino acids. The transcript is spliced from 16 exons. The record is from RefSeq and is a predicted model, not a curated record. Gene Ontology annotation, molecular function: xylose isomerase activity. Gene Ontology annotation, biological process: carbohydrate metabolic process.
ACUAAUUGUGUAAGUGCGCAGGAUUGCUAUAUGUGUACUGCUACACCGCAUGCAUGGUAAAGCAUAAAUGAUUUUUUAUUCAAGGUCAUGGAUUAUUGUGAGAGGCUGUCAUCACUUUGAGAGGUUACCAAUUCUAAGAGGUGGUGCAUACGCUGAAGCCACGUGGUGUCGCAGUCAACAAUUGUGCAAUUGUAAACUGACGUAGUGCAAGCGAAUUAACAGCACGGCGACGUAACAGUGAAACAAUAAAAGGGAGCAUAUCGAUUGCUAUCGAAACUGACGUAGAACAGAAAGUAGGCCGCACUCAAAAGUGUUAGACAAACGGAGUUAUAAAUACGCAACGUAACUUGGCGGAGUUGCACUUACUUUUGUAAAUUGAGAUGUCGUCGUUUGCACCGGAAUCUAAAGGAGUGGGCAGCGAUUCAGACGCCAGCAGCUAUGACGCUGAAGAUGCGGUUUUCUUUCCAGGGAUCGACAAGAUAGGGUUCAAUUCUAGCGCCGGCCACGGUGAAACCAUGGUUUACCGACAGUAUAACCCUUCCGAGGUUGUUCUUGGCCGAACCAUGGAAGAAUGGCUGCGUUUUUCCGUUUGCUUCUGGCACACAUUCCGGGGAACAGGAGCGGAUCCGUUCGGCUUCCCGACACUGACGCGGCCGUGGGAUGACGGCUCCAACACGUUGGCGAAUGCACGUCGCCGGCUAAGGGCAGCGUUCGAAUUCUUCACGAAACUUGGUGUUAAAUAUUGGACCUUCCAUGACAGAGACAUUUCUCCCGAGGGUGCCACACUCGAGGAAACGAACAAGAAUCUGGAUGAGAUGGCUGACCUAGCCCUCAAACUGCAGAACAAAACAGGGGUUAAGCUCCUCUGGGGAACAUCCAACCUCUUUGCAAAUCCAAUGUACAUGAAUGGCGCUGCCAGCAAUCCGGAUGCCCAUAUCUUUGCUUACGCCGCGGCGCAGGUGAAGAAAUGCAUGGAAGUUGCGAUGCGGUUGGGGGCGCAAAACUUCGUGUUCUGGGGUGGCAGAGAGGGAUACCACACUCUGUUGAACACGGACGUCCGCAUGGAACAGAACCACCUCGCUGCCUUCUUCAGAAUGGCUGCAGCUUACAAGAAGAAGAUUGGGUUCACGGGCAAUCUACUCAUCGAGCCGAAACCAAAGGAGCCAGCGAAGCAUCAAUAUGACUACGAUGCGAUGACCGUGAUUGCGUUCUUGAAAACAUACGGACUUGACAAAGAAUACAAGUUGAACAUUGAACCAAACCACACCACACUGGCAGGUCACGGAUACGAACACGAUGUCGUUAUGGCCUCAGCGUUCGGGCUUCUAGGCUCGGUAGAUUCCAACACGGGCUCACCAGACCUUGGCUGGGACACCGACCAGUUCCCUAUGGAUGUUAAGAAUUCCACACAAGUCAUGCGGGUGAUCAUCGAGCAAGGCGGCCUAGCUCCCGGUGGCCUCAAUUUUGACUGCAAGGUGCGCAGGGAGUCAACCGAACUAAGGGAUAUGUUCACCGCGCAUAUAGGGGCCAUGGACACAUUCGCUAAGGCGCUGAAAGUGGCUGCUGCCAUGAAGAAUUCUGGACUCUUCGACAAACAAAUUAAGGAGCGGUAUGGCAGCUUUUCUGAAGGAAUUGGGAAGAAAAUAGAUGAGGGCACAACUGACUUCGAGGAACUAGAGGCAUACGUGAUGGGCAAAGGCGAUCCGGUAGCGGCUUCCGGACGCCAGGAACAUUAUGAGACCAUGUUCAACACCUUCCUGUAGCCAAUGGAAUUUAGUGAAAUUCUACGUGUAGGAGCGCAUUCUUUCAUUUUAAGACUUGGUUUUGUUUCUUUAAUUACUUGUGAAAUGAAAAAUAAAUGAGACGCUAUAAUUAUAUUAUUCGUUUAUAUUGAAUAAUUUUAAAGCUAGUCUUAAGUUUUAUUGUUAUAGAUGUUAUUUUACUUGGAACUAUGUAAACUUUUCAAGCCUUACGGCUAAAUGUAUAAAAAAAUCAUAUUA